Molecule: messenger RNA, 3436 nt
Organism: Carassius carassius (crucian carp)
Lineage: Eukaryota; Metazoa; Chordata; Actinopteri; Cypriniformes; Cyprinidae
Product: FERM domain-containing protein 3-like
Exons: 14
Coding region: 132-1931 (599 amino acids)
Cellular component (GO): cytoskeleton
Molecular function (GO): cytoskeletal protein binding
Source: RefSeq, a predicted model, not a curated record
UCUCCCGGUCGUAACGCGACGUCUCUCUUUCCUCCUCUCCGCUGGCGACAUAAGCGACGCGCGACCGACGCCCCGUGCUCCUCUCCCAAACCAACAGCGAUUUGUUGCUUUGCGAUGCGGGACCCAGAGCCAUGAAAAUGCUUCGGUUCCGGAGUCCGAGCAUCUCCUCCCUCGCGCAGGAGGUCCGGUGCACGGUUCGCCUGCUCGACGACUCCGAGAUCGCGUGCAGCAUCCAGAGAGACACUAAAGGACAGUUUCUCUUGGAUCAUGUGUGUAAUCACUACAGCUUGCUGGAGAAGGAUUACUUUGGCAUCAGAUAUGUGGAUCCAGAGAAACAAAGGCAUUGGUUGGAUCCAAGCAAACCAGUCGUGAAACAGAUGAAAUGUCAGCAGCCGUACACUAUGUGCUUCAGGGUGAAGUUCUACCCUCAGGAGCCGAUCAAGAUCAAGGAAGAGCUGACAAGGUAUCUUCUGUACCUGCAGCUGAAGAGAGACGUGUACCAUGGUAGGCUGUUGUGUCCCUUCGCUGAUGCUGCGUAUCUUGGAGCCUGUAUAGUACAGGCUGAGCUUGGGGACUACGAUCCUGAGGAACAUCCUGUAGAAUACAUCAGCGACUUCAAGCUCUUCCCCAAACAGUCCCUCAAACUAGAGCGCAAGAUCAUGGAGAUCCACCAGAAUGAGCUGAGGGUACAGUGUCCUGCCCUCGCCGAGUUAAAUCUUCUUCAGAGGGCUCACACACUGGACACAUAUGGAGUCGACCCACAUCCCUGCAAGGAUUUCACAGGAUCCACAGCCUUUCUGGGAUUCACUGCAAGAGGGUUUGUGGUUUUCCAGGGAAAUAAGCGGAUCCACCUUUUAAAAUGGGCAGAUGUCAGCAAAUUUAAGUUUGAAGGGAAAACGUUUUAUGUUAUUGGAGUGCUAAGAGAGAAGAAACUGGUUCUGACGUUCCACACCUCCACACCCGCAGCCUGCAAGCACCUGUGGAAAUGUGCCGUGGAAAACCAGGCUUUUUACAAAUGUGCAAAGUCCAGUCAGAUCAAGACUGUGUCCAGCAGCAGUAUAUUUUUCAAAGGAAGCAGAUUUCGCUACAGUGGUCGGGUGGCUAAAGAAGUGAUUGAAGCCAGUUCAAAGAUUCUGAGAGAACCUCCUAUUGUACACAGGUCUCAGUUUGGUCAGAGCAGAAGCUUUACUUCUCUCAGCCAUAAACAGCUGAUAAUGAACAUGGAGCCUCUUCUACCAGCACUGAGCUCCAGCAGGGAAAACAGAGUCUCCUCUGCAGACAACGGACUCUCAGCUUUGAAAGACUCGGUUCAUCUGUCCCCACUGAAACCAUCGGUCACUCCUGAGGAGGUGGAGAUGGAGGAGAGGGAAAACCACGUUCUGGACAGACACGAAGACGAGGCAGCCAACAGGACGAGAGCGGAUGAGGAAAGGAGAGAGAUACACGUAGACCAAGAAGAUGAAGUGUGCGCGGAUCUCACCAUAUCUGACACAGCGUACAGCCCGUGUGCCAGCAUGGUGCCCACGCCGGUGGAGGAGAGCCAGGGCGACCUAGACCUGCUGUUCCAGAGUCCCGCCCGCCUGCUGAAGGAGCUGCACGCCGACCCAGAGAUCCAGCUGGAGCUCCAGGCUGAGAGGGAAGUGGCCAGAGUGGCGUUGGGUCAGUCGCUGUGCAGCCCGUCGAGUGGACGGCAGCAGAUACAGGCAUGUCUGCGCAGUGCCGCCCGUCUGGUGGUGAUGGCCACGGGUCUCCUCAUGAUUGUGCUUCCCCUCCUGCUCGUGCUGCUGGAGUCGGACCUGGACGUCUCAUUCUUGCAUGACAUCCGACAGACGCCUGAGUUUGAGCAGUUCCACUACGAGUACUACUGCCCCCUGCGUCGCUGGUUCCUCUGCAAACUGGAACUCUUGAUGGAGCAGCUCUGGGGCAACUGAGGGUCAGUGGGGAAUACAGGGAACGAGGGGCGGGGAUAUAACGGACAGGACAGAACAGGUUUGCUCUCCUACAUCACAUGAUUCAUUCAUUUACAUCUUUUGCAGAUCACGCCGAUACGUUCUCGUAGCAGUAAUGGAGCCAGUUUCCUAGCACUUGCGCUGUAGUUGUCUAGUGUCUAUCAGACAGCAACACGAGCCUUUAAAUGGUUCAUUAAAGCUGUAUGACUUGCACAUCUUUGGUAGAAAUGCAUUGGAACAUCAUACAUUUCACCAAUGAUGGAUAUGUAUGCUUUUUCAAUAUCUUCAUUCAUUUCAUCUGCCUGUUGUCAUAAACUUAAAAAAAAAGAGUGUCAGUCAGGGUCCAAAAUUAACAAUGGUAAUUGAAUUUUCUGGACAUAAAAGAUUUUAUUUUAAUUAAUUUUAUUUUACAGGUUUUUCUUAGUUUUUGGUGUUCCUGUGACUAUUAAUAAGCCCCUUUCUCUCUAUAUACAGUCCUUUUUUUGUUUUUUGGAAAGAAAUCAAUACUUUUAUUCAGAAAGAAAAUUCUAUUAUUUUACUAGAGUCAACUCUUUUAAAUUGACUCUUUGACUUUGUUUCUCAUAUUUCUGUUUUGCUGGCUAAAGAGCAGAAAUGUUAUACCACAUGGCCUCCUAGCGUAGUUUGUCUUGUACAGUAUUUCUUUGAUUUGAUUCACUUAUAAUCAGCGAUGGUCACUAUUUAAAUGAGUUAAGUAAAUUGGCCUGUAAAACAGCAACAAAAAAGUUUGCUUAUCCAUCAAAGCCAAUUUUAAUUUACAUGUGAUGCUUUCUAAAGUUAAUUGUGGACCCUGAUGCCGGUUUAAGUGUGAAAUCCUGUAUAAACACAUGUGAAAAGUCAAUUUCAAAUUAUUUGAUUUUUUUUUUGACCCAGUCAACCUCCAUAAGAACACAAAAAAUGCACGUCAAAUGUAGAAGAGGCACGGACAGGUAAUGAGCUCAGACCUGCUUCCCUAAAUCAAGACUUAUUUUCUUAAAAACCAAAUCACAGCUAUUAAGACUAGCAGAUUCUGACCUCAUAACACUGUAUUGGAAUAAAUCUCUGCCUCUUGCAGAGCAACACACACACAGAUAUGAGAGAGAGGGCAAGCUAUACAUGUUAAAACUCAAUAUCUGUUUUUAAAAUUUUAUAAAUUUUUAUGUGACGCUUACAGUUACUUAUAUUUUUUCAGCAAAAAAGCUUAAGUUUUGUUAUUUAAGCUGAUUUACACUAAAAGUAGGUGGUGUAUAAAUAUUUUUAUCACCAACAAAUUUACCUUAAAAUGCUGUGCUGUGUUUUUAUAUAGAAUAGCACAAAGUAUAAAAAUGUUUUUUUUUUUUCUUUUUCAGAUUUUCAGAUGUCAUGAGCAGAUGUCAUAGCAGGUUGCAAGUACAUUUGAGAGGCUCUUAACUAACCACUGCAAUCUCACAACAUAUAGUACAUUAACACAAAAUACAUUUAAAGAAGAUGCACGAAACCACCACAAAUCC